This is a messenger RNA of Canariomyces notabilis, 1070 nucleotides long. RefSeq lists its product as uncharacterized. NCBI's taxonomy places the organism in Eukaryota, Fungi, Ascomycota, Sordariomycetes, Sordariales, Chaetomiaceae. The coding region runs from base 406 to 594 and encodes 62 amino acids. The record is from RefSeq and is a predicted model, not a curated record. The transcript has a single exon.
ACUUGUCAUUCCAAACCAGUGGCAACUCUGAUGCAUCCUUCGCGUAGUUUGGGGAAAGCUGUGGAGGGCCGUGUCUCUUGUAAGCUCAAUGCGAGAAGUGGUUCUUAUGUCAAGUCCCCCUUCCUACUUUCACCCCCUCUGGGUAGAGAGUGAAGUGAAGUGAGAUGGCCGAGCGGGCCUGCCCGAGUCUCCCAAGAUGUGCUACUACAAGCGACUGGCUACUACAAGCGACUGGGUUCGAAGCGGGUCGUUGCCUCUGUUCUUUACCGCGUCGACCCAAUCCGACACCCACAAGCUAGGUUGGCAUAAAGUCCCAUUUCCUCUGGAUUGAACUUGGUACAGUACAGACCACCGGGUCAGGAUGAUGACUGGCUUGCCACUAUUUGCCCCAAGAUCAUCAAAACCAUGGUUGACCGACUAAGCCUCGAAGGCGCAACGCAGUCACAAACGCUAUUCGGGCUGGAUGCCAAGGUCAAAUGGAGCAAGGCCGACCGUAGGCAACGUGAGAAGCUUAGCCCUGUCAUCAAGGGCUUCAUGAAUGCCCCCUGUUUCAGAAAAUAUAUCCUGGAAUACGGAGUACCUCCAAGAGCCUGACGACCCGGAUCUCGAGCACAAGCGCCCAGUGAUCCCAGAGAAGUGUUGCAAUGGCUGCAACCACGAGCUUGGAGCGGUUCCUGUCUGGGUCCGCGUGAGAAGAGCGGGGAGAAGCCGUCUGCAGGACAGCCCCGGCCGGCGCUGCCAUUUGGCGACCUCCGGCCACGGAUCCCCGAUCGGCAACAAGGUACUACUUUGCAGAUUGGGGAGGCAAUUAGAUAGGCUCCGUGGCUCACCCAACUGGAGAUAUUUCCACCUUACGCCAGCGAUGGCGAGGCAGACACCAAAGGAGACGAGACUACCACAACACCUCUACCGGCAAGAAGCGGAGGGCAGAUACCCACACAAACGAGACAGGACACGCCGGCACAGAGAAUUCGUUCAGCCGCUCAACCCAGCUCCUGCCGCAGAUCUCCGGAACGACAAUGGUGGUCCAUCCCUUAGCGAUCCAUGCGGUUUUAUAGCUGUUGCUAGAA